CCAUGCCCACACCCCUUUAAGAGACGUGGUGAUGCGACGUGUGUCACCCAACCCUGUCCGAGAAGCUGCUGAGAGGAGGAGAGUCUGGAUGGACUUGUAGACAGGUCAAAUAAAUAAACAAACCACAGGGGGAAGGGGAAAAGGAAAUUCCCUCCUCGCUUUUCCUGUUCCCGAGCCUCUUGCGCUGCGCAGUGUUGGCGACGGGAAGCGGUGCGCAAUUUUCUAUCGCUCUGAGGAAAGGACCACAGCCUGAAACGGCAUUUCCGAGCCGAGACUGACGGAUCAAAGAGGACAGAAAAGCCGCAAUCUGACGACCUGCUUUGCACUGCGGGUUCUUCAUUUAUUCAAAAGCUUUUUUUUUUAAUGCAACGACGAAGCGAGGAAAGGGGGCCAAAACCGGCGUUCCCCUCCAACAGGGAUAUUUGACCGACCUAUGCAGCGCUGAUUUAUAUACCUUAUUUUUCAGAAACACUGUUCUACGAUUAGACGAGUCUAUUCCAUUGCUGGCUUAUUAAAAAAAUAAUAAUUUCACCGGGUUGAGAAAGUAGCUUUCGUCGCCAGCUUGUUACAUAACCGAGUGGCUUUAGCUCUCCAAGGUGCUGAACUGAACGCUCGGAGCCUAUAACAGGACGAGCCGCCGGGAAUUCACAACCUUGCGUCGCAGGCCUAUAUCAUCUAGGAGAGGGACGCACUCAUCUCACUGAACCGCAGGGAAGAAGCUGGGUUGUAUUCGUAUUUUUCCCCCCUCCCCCUCACCGUCCUGUGGUGAAAAAAUUCCUGAGGAGGUCGAAACAACUAGGAGAAAAUGUCGGGGCAAACGCUCACGGAUCGCAUUGCCGCUGCGCAGUACCAGCUAACGGGAUCGGAUAUGGCCCGGGCUGUCUGCAAAGCCACCACUCACGAAGUGAUGGCGCCCAAGAAAAAGCACCUGGAAUACCUGGUGUCAGCCACCAAUACCACCAACGUGAACAUCCCUCAGAUGGCUGACACACUGUUUGAGCGAUCCACCAACGCCAGCUGGGUGGUCGUCUUCAAGGCCCUCGUCACCACACACCACAUGUGUGUCUAUGGCAAUGAGAGGUUCAUUCAGUACUUGGCAUCCAGGACAUCCUUGUUCAACCUCAGCAACUUUAUUGACAAAACUGGAUCUCAUGGCUAUGACAUGUCUACAUUCAUCAGGCGGUAUGGACGAUACCUGAAUGAGAAAGCCUUUGCUUACCGCCAGAUGGCAUUUGACUUCACCAGAGUCAAGAAAGGCGCUGAUGGAGUGAUGAGAACCAUGACCACUGAGAAGCUGCUGAAAGGCAUGCCUGUUCUGCAGACACAGAUUGACACACUCCUGGAGUUUGAUGUUCAUCCCAAGGAGCUGAACAAUGGGAUCAUCAAUGCUGCAUUUCUGCUUCUCUUCAAGGACUUGGUGAAACUGUUUGCAUCCUACAAUGAUGGGAUCAUCAACCUAUUAGAGAAAUUCUUCAAAAUGAAGAAGAGUGAAUGCAAGGAGGCCUUGGAGAUCUACAAGCGUUUCCUGACCAGGGUGACAAAGAUUGGAGAAUUCAUGAAGCUGGCUGAGACAGUUGGAGUUGACAAAAAUGACAUUCCCGACAUCAACUAUGCUCCCAGCAGUAUCCUAGAAUCUCUGGAAACCCACAUGAAUGGCCUGGAGGAUACAAAAGGUGGAAAGAAGGGUGAAGGGUCUCCAACAAAGGGAUCUCCUACAAACAAUGUGUCUCCAACGUCAACUCCAGCCAAAUCUUCAAAUGCUGUUCCCACAUUGCAGCCUCCUCCUGGGGACAGUGCUGCCAGUGCUGCUGCUUCAGCUGCUCCUGAACCGGCCGAAGAUUCAUUGCUAGAUCUGGAUCCACUGGCCUCUACUGGCCCUUCAGCACCAUCAGCUGCCCCCACAUCUUGGGGAGAUCUUCUUGGAUCAGAAAUGGGCGAUUCCUUGCUAUCUGAACCCACCCUCGCAGCUGAGCCCACCCCCUCCCUUGCAGCGGCAUCGCCCACUCCUGCAGCAGCAGAACCCGGAGUCUCUCUAGCUCCUCCCACUAGCACAGCAGCCGCCACCUCCCCUGGCGCCGCCAAUGUGGAUCUGUUGGGAGAAGCCUUUGCAACUCCUGCUCCUGCCGCUGAGGCCUCCGCAGGAGCAGCUGAAGGUGGGGCUGCUGCUACAUCCACCCCAGCUGCCAACGCUGGAACUGAGCCCACAGGAGGAGAUGCCCCAGCUGCUGCUGCUGCCCCUGCUCCUGUUGCCCCCGGUGCUGAACUGAUGUCAGUAUUUGAUGGCCUAGGGGAUGUAAUGAAGCCCACAGUGACUCCCCAGGCUGGGGAUGUUGACACCUCUAUGGCUAACAUGGCAAGUAAUCUCACAAUGGGAACUCCAGCGGCCCCUCAGGUAGCUCCCCCAAGUUGGGGUGCUCCCAUGGCCGGAGCACCAGCUGGAGCUCCCAUGAUGCCAAUGGCGAGACCAGGCUUCCCAGCCGCUGGGGUGACCCCAGGAGCACCGAUGUCUCCUGGAAUGGCCCAGAGCCCCAGGAAGCCUCCACCACCCAGGAACGCUCUGGAUGACCUCAAUAUUAAGGACUUCAUGUAGACUGACUGAUCCAGAAACCCCCAAGGUUUGUCAUCGUGUCUGGAGCUCUGUGGAUGUGGAUGUCUGCACCCCCUCCCCCCCUUUUCUCAGCCCCUUCAGCCAUCAACUCUUCGAUCUUUGCCCCCCCCCCCACCCCCCAC
Molecule: messenger RNA, 2730 nt
Organism: Pelmatolapia mariae (spotted tilapia)
Lineage: Eukaryota; Metazoa; Chordata; Actinopteri; Cichliformes; Cichlidae
Gene: snap91b
Product: synaptosome associated protein 91b
Exons: 23
Coding region: 806-2590 (594 amino acids)
Biological process (GO): clathrin-dependent endocytosis; clathrin coat assembly; synaptic vesicle budding from presynaptic endocytic zone membrane
Cellular component (GO): synaptic vesicle; extrinsic component of presynaptic endocytic zone membrane; clathrin-coated pit
Molecular function (GO): 1-phosphatidylinositol binding; clathrin heavy chain binding; phosphatidylinositol-4,5-bisphosphate binding
Source: RefSeq, a predicted model, not a curated record